Messenger RNA from Symbiodinium natans, 2307 nucleotides. The record is from the annotation of a GenBank genome assembly. NCBI's taxonomy places the organism in Eukaryota, Dinophyceae, Suessiales, Symbiodiniaceae.
AUGGAGGAUGGAGAUGAUCUGCCUUUCAACCUCCCCAGAGACUCCGAAGAGGACGAGGACCAGCUGCCACUGACACUGGCAAGGGACUCAGAUCCUGAUGACCAUCUGCCCCUGACCCUGGCAAGGGAUGCAGAUCCUGAUGACCAGUUGCCACUUACCCUGGCAAGGGACUCUGAUCCUGAUGAUCAUCUGCCUCUGACCCUGGCAAGGGACUCAGCUCUUGAUGACCAUCUGCCCCUGAACCUGCCCAAGCACUCCGAAGCUAGCUUGGAUAAUUUUUUAAGCUCUGAUCAAGCGGCGCUCAACUCAGUAUUGAUGAACAUCCUUUCUAAGUUCAGUGAGCUGGAUGCGGAUGGUUCAGGCGCCAUUACAAUGGACGAACUUGCUACCCACUGGCUAUCUGCCGCCACGGAGGUGUGCAAGCGGCCACUGAGUGAUUCAGAGAAGGACCUGAUAGGCGCGAGUGUUCAGCGCGCCUUUGAUGUCAUGGAUGUUGAGCAGGAUGGCAUGAUCAACAAGCAUGAGUGGCUGCACACCGCCCUGCUCGACAUGCAUCCACCGGGCCCAGUGGCCAAUGAAAUCAUUACCCGAAAGCUGCGUGAGCCGGAUGCCCCAGACGUAUCGGGGCUUGUGCAUACCUGGCUGUCUUCAGAUGAGUUGGUGUGCGGUAUGGUCACGCGGAAGAUGCUGUCGACCAGCCUGAACGCUGACCCCGACGUGCUGGAUGUCCUCAAUACCACUGGAAAUGAGAAUAUCACAUAUGCGGAGUUUGUGGCUAGUGAGCUUCAUUUGACCUUCAUGCCGGUGGAGCUGUACUACUAUGACCUCUCCAAGAACUUUGCUUCAGUUCUCUCACCAGUUCUACUUGGCCAGUACGAAGAAGGCAUAUGGCAUACCAGUGUGGGAGUUUUCGGUCAGGAGCUCUACUUCUUUGGCUACAUCCUCACCUGCUACCCGGGACAGAGCGCCUUCGGACAGCCUAGGAAAAGCAUCCAACUUGGCCACACGCUUCGUACGGUGGAGGAGUUGAACGAAGAGAUCAAGAGGGUCUAUUUCGAUUACCGGCCUGACCUGUACGAUGCCUUCGACCACAACUGCAACGACCUGAGCAACCACAUGGUGCAGUUUCUGCUGGGCCGACCCAUUCCCGACUCAGUGCGUCUGAUGUCAGAGCGGCUGAAGAGCUCCUCACUGGUCAAAGUGCUCCGGCCGAUGCUAAACAGGAUGCUGGGCAACCGGCAGACCCGCGGAAAGCAGGAUGGCGAGGACAAGCUGCUUGAGCUUGAAGCAUCGGCCCGCGCGCGGCGCAACAACGCCCGUCACCAGAACUCGUCGAACUCUGCAUUGAGCGUCGACAAGCAUGUCAUCUCCGCGAACAGCUUGAACCUUGAGUUCGAGGGCCCGGAUUCCGAGGAAGACAGCGGGCCGAACGCGGCUGGGAUGGCAUUUGCAAUGGCAGGGAAGGAUGCAGCCCCACGGCAGUUGACGGGCAUGGUUCUCUUUCGGGCCAGCGGCGCCAGCGCACCCGUAGUGGCGCAGGUGGAGAUGGAACACUCGGACGGGACCUUCGACAUCGGCUGGUUUGACCAGACGGGCAGUAAGCAGCAGGCGGCUGGCGUGCCAGGGGCCUCCCUGGAGCCGUACAUCCCUGCCCUGCAAGCCAGCGCUUUGCUGAAGGAGGUUUUCAGCCGGGCUAGCCAAGCUUUGCCCCCAACCUUGGAUCGGUGGUCCAGCAUGGACAUUGGCAGGGGCGACCUCCAGCGGGCGAUGACGUGCUUGGAUGGCCACCCUUUGGUCCGGUCUCAGCCAAGCUAUUGGUCCUCCUCGGUACAGUGCCGCUUCUGCCAGGUUGCGAUACCUGCAGGGCAGGUGCGCAUGCAUUGCUACAGCUGCAACUACACGCUCUGUGGGAAGUGCUUCCUACAACACCAAAACCCGAACGUGGGUCAGAACCUCGCGGGAUUCGAGGAGGUCCGCCAUUCCCUGUCCGUCUGGCCCAAGUGCGAUAAAGGCCACAGCUUCGAGCGCUUUGGAGGUGGCUCUUCUGAUGGGGGCACUGCGUGCAGCUCCUGCAAGCAGCAGGAGAUUGGCAGCACGGGUCCAUUUUUCCUGAUUUGCCGGUUUUGCCAGCAGCAGCUUUGCCAUGACUGUGCUCGGAGAUCCAUCUGUGCACUGCUGGAUGCUGCUUACGAGCCUCGUGUGGCCCCUGCUCCAAGUGACGUGGUGGACUCCGAAGCUGUUCGCCGCGUCUUCGCAGCGCAGGGGCGGAGAAAGAUCCUGCCGGGGAUUGACCAGGAUGGGGUAUGA